Xylona heveae TC161 is the source of this 894-nucleotide messenger RNA. RefSeq names its product DUF846-domain-containing protein. The transcript has 4 exons. Gene Ontology annotation, biological process: protein secretion; vesicle-mediated transport. The record is from RefSeq and is a predicted model, not a curated record. Gene Ontology annotation, cellular component: Golgi membrane. Bases 96 to 662 code for a protein of 188 amino acids. Lineage: Eukaryota; Fungi; Ascomycota; Xylonomycetes; Xylonales; Xylonaceae.
GACGCCUAAUCUGCAAUAACAUGACAAUUUGAAUCAGCUUCGCAACUUAGAAUUUGAUUUUACAUAAGACGCCAGAUCAUUUUUCAUUAUCAACUAUGGACAACCCGGCGCCUGGCACGCUGAGCUGGCGCCUCAGCUCGCAUCCCAUUACAUUGUUAUGUUUCCUAGGAUUUAGAAUAGCAAGUGUAUUGAUUUACCUACUCGGACUAUUAUUUACGGAUAAUUUUGUUCUCGUUUUUAUCUUAUGCAUCCUCGCGCUCGCCAUGGACUUUUACUACCUCAAAAACAUUGCGGGCCGACGGCUCGUGGGACUAAGAUGGUGGAAUGAAGUAGUUGCGUCGUCGGGCGACUCACAUUGGGUCUUUGAAAGCUCUGAUCCAAAUGAACGACGGACGAAUGCGACAGAUAGCCGCUUUUUCUGGUGGGCGCUGUACCUCCAGCCCUUGGCGUGGGUAGCGCUGGCCAUUGUGGCGAUUGUCAAAGUUGAGGUUAUCUGGUUGAGCUUAGUCGUUAUUGCUCUGGUCCUUACAAUCACCAACACAGUUGCGUUCUCCCGCUGUGACAAGUUCAGUCAAGCAUCGAAUUUGGCCUCGACCGCGUUCAAUACCGGCGGUCUGGCACGGAGCAUCGCCGGCGGCAUGUUCAGUCGGAUGUUUAGGUGAUAAACUCAAAGAGAGUGAGAUUGGCAGAAAAGGGAUUAAACUUGUGGAGUUUAACGGAAUCUUCUUUUUCGCCUGCAAUGUUUUUUGUUUACGUAUAUCAUCUUGUUCGACGACGACAGCCUAGCUAGUACUUCAAUGCUGGGACGAGUCCUCUAUAUCAUCAACAUUUUCCAAAACAAAAAAAUGUCGUGUUGCAUAAUACAUCGUAUAACCUUCUAAGACAAGCGCCCUC